Molecule: messenger RNA, 6517 nt
Organism: Fukomys damarensis (Damara mole-rat)
Lineage: Eukaryota; Metazoa; Chordata; Mammalia; Rodentia; Bathyergidae
Gene: Phldb1
Product: pleckstrin homology like domain family B member 1
Exons: 27
Coding region: 582-5345 (1587 amino acids)
Biological process (GO): regulation of microtubule cytoskeleton organization
Cellular component (GO): basal cortex
Molecular function (GO): protein binding
Source: RefSeq, a predicted model, not a curated record
CACUUUUCCAGUGCCCCAUAGAAGACACCCACAGAGGACACGCACGUCGCUCCCUGGCUCGAUCGCCUCGGUCCCCUGGCUGCCGACCUCUCUUCUCCCCUCCUUCCAGGAGCGGGUGACCCCAGUCUCCACCCCCGCGCCGGCCGACCCCUCAGUACCUCCCGGGGCUUCCCAGUCUUCGCUGCCGGUCACAGCCCCUCCAUUUGAGGCCCCUGUCCCGUCUCCCACUUCCUCUGCCUUCGGUAUCUUCCUCCCGGUUCAUUUUUCCUCACCCUCACCCUGUUGCUCUUCACUUCCCUCUCCGAAUCCCUGCGUGUCCCCUCCUUGUCCCCCCGCAGAUCCUUUUUCUGCCUCAUUUUUCUCAUUCUGAAGUUCUCUCCGCCCCUGGUCCUUGGACACCUUCGCUCUGCCCUGCUCCGCCUGGGCAUCCUGCCCGCUGGGUUCCUAGCCUCAGUUUCCUUCCGGCCCCGACUCCUUCCUCUAACGGAGGCCCUUCCCCGAGGGCGGAUGUGUGCCGGGAAGGCGAAGGCCGCAGCGGGCCGACAGGAUCCCGGCUCAGCCCCGCGGGUCCCACCACAGCCAUGCGACGCCCUGGGCGAGGCCUCGGCUGGAUCCGGGGGACCCAGGAGCUCUGGAGCCCUAGGACCAUGGAUGCUGUCAAUAGGAGCCAUGUAGGCCCUGGAUGCAAGACCCAGGCCAUGGUGCAGAAAGGACCCUUGGACUUGAUUGAGACAGGCAAGGGGCUGAAAGUGCAAACAGACAAACCCCACCUGGUGAGCCUGGGCAGUGGGCGGCUCAGCACUGCCAUCACCCUCCUGCCGCUGGAGGAAGGGAGGACAGUGAUUGGCUCUGCAGCCAAGGACAUCUCCUUGCAGGGUCCAGGCCUGGCCCCAGAGCACUGCUACAUCGAGAAUCUGCGGGGUACCCUCACCCUCUACCCUUGUGGCAACGCCUGUACUGUUGAUGGGCUCCUGGUUCAGCAGCCAACCCGGCUCACUCAGGGCUGCAUGUUGUGCCUGGGUCAGUCCACCUUCCUCCGCUUUAACCAUCCUGCUGAAGCCAAGUGGAUGAAAAGCAUGAUUCCAGGGGGUGGUCGGGCCACUGGAUCCCCCUACAGCCCUGGCUCUGCCGAAUCAGAAAGUCUGGUGAAUGGGAACCACGCCCCACAGCCUGCAACCCGGGAACCCUCGGCUUGUGCCAGCCACAGUUCCCUGGUGAGCUCAAUUGAGAAGGACUUGCAAGAAAUCAUGGAUUCACUGGUGCUGGAGGAGCCUGUAGCUGCUGGCAAGAAGCCUGCUGCCACCUCCCCAUUGUCGCCGAUGGCUAAUGGUGGACGAUACCUGCUCUCCCCCCCAACCAGCCCUGGCGCUAUGUCUGUGGGUUCCAGCUAUGAGAACACCUCUCCAGCCUUCUCUCCGCUCUCCUCACCGGCCAGCAGUGGAAGCUGUGCCAGCCACUCACCUAGUGGGCAGGAGCCAGGACCUUCUGUGCCCCCACUUGUGCCUGCUCGUUCCUCCAGCUACCAUCUAGCCCUGCAGCCCCCACAGUCCCGUCUGAGUGGUGUCCGCUCCUCAGACAGCCCCCGGCUGGGUAGGAAAGGGGGUCAUGAGAGGCCUCCCAGCCCUGGUCUCCGGGGUUUGCUGACUGACAGUCCUGCAGCCACCGUCUUGGCGGAGGCCCGUAGGGCCACUGAGAGCCCCCGGCUAGGUGGGCAGCUGCCCGUUGUGGCUAUUAGCCUGAGUGAAUACCCAGCUUCUGGUGCCCGCAGCCAACCUACCAGCAUUCCUGGCAGCCCCAAGUUCCAGCCUCCAGUCCCUGCUCCCCGCAACAAGAUUGGCACACUCCAGGAUCGCCCUCCCAGCCCUUUCUGUGAGCCUCCAGGCCCUGAGAGGGUAUUGACAACCAGCCCCUCACGCCAGCUGGUAGGCCGAACAUUUUCAGAUGGAUCUUCCACCCGAACCCUGCAGCCUCCUGAGAGCCCCCGCAUGGGCCGGCGGGGCCUGGACAGUAUGCGAGAACUCCCUCCCUUGAGUCCAUCUCUGUCCAGACGCACUCUUUCUCCAUUGCCUGCCCGGACCACCCCAGAUCCCAAGCUAACCAGGGAAGUGGCAGAGAGCCCAAGGCCCCGCCGCUGGGCUGCCCAUGGGACUUCACCAGAGGACUUCUCCCUGACACUCGGGGCGCGGGGCCGCAGGACACGGAGUCCCUCACCCACGUUGGGGGAGUCCCUGGCACCCCGCAAGGGUAGCUUUAGUGGUAGGCUGAGCCCAGCAUACAGUCUGGGCUCUCUUACUGGGGCCUCGCCUCGCCAGAGCCCCCGGGCCCAGAGGAAGCUCUCUACUGGGGAUUUGCGGGUUCCUGUCAUGCGGGAUCGGAAAAAUAGCAUCACAGAGAUCAGUGACAAUGAGGAUGACCUCCUGGAGUACCACCGGCGGCAGCGCCAAGAGAGGCUUCGGGAGCAGGAGAUGGAGAGGCUGGAACGCCAGCGCCUGGAGACCAUCCUGAACCUGUGUGCUGAGUAUAGCCGGGCUGAUGGGGGAUCUGAGGCCGGGGAACUGCCCAGUAUCGGGGAGGCCACUGCUGCAUUGGCACUGGCAGUCAGGAGGCCCUCACGAGGCCUUGCAGGGGCCAUUGUAUCCUCCGGGCGGGGCAGCGAGGAGCCUGGAGGUGCCACCCAACGCCUGUGGGAGAGUGUGGAGCGCUCAGAUGAGGAAAAUCUGAAGGAGGAGUGCAGUAGUACAGAGAGCACCCAGCAGGAGCAUGAAGAUGUACCCAGCACCAAGCUCCAGGGAGAGAUCCUGUCCCUGGAAGAGGAGCGGGCUCAGGUGCUGGGCCGUGUGGAGCAGCUCAAGGUCCGAGUGAAGGAGCUGGAGCAGCAGCUGCAGGAGGCGGCCAGAGAGGCUGAAAUGGAGCGGGCGCUGCUGCAGGGGGAGAGGGAAGCCGAGCGGGCGCUGCUGCAGAAGGAGCAGAAGGCAGUGGACCAGAUGCAGGAGAAGCUGGUGGCCUUGGAAACAGGCAUCCAGAAGGAGAGAGACAAGGAGAGGGCGGAGCUGGCCGCGGGACGGAGGCACCUGGAGGCCCGCCAGGCGCUCUACGCCGAGCUCCAGACGCAGCUCGAUAACUGCCCCGAGUCAGUGCGGGAACAGUUACAGGAGCAGCUGAGAAGGGAGGCAGAAGCCCUAGAGACUGAGACAAAGCUCUUCGAGGACUUGGAGUUUCAGCAGCUCGAGCAGGAGAGCCGUGCAGAGGAGGAGCGAGAGCUGGCCGGCCAGGGGCUGCUGCGGAGCAAGGCGGAACUGCUGCGCAGCAUCGCCACGAGGAAGGAGCGCCUGGCCAUCCUGGACAGUCAGGCUGGGCAGAUCCGGGCCCAGGCCGUUCAGGAGUCGGAGCACCUGGCCAGGGACAAGAAUGCCUCCCUGCAGCUACUGCAGAAGGAGAAGGAGAAGCUGACUGUGCUGGAAAGGAGAUACCACACACUCACAGGAGGCAGGCCUUUCCCAAAGACCACCGUGACCCUCAAAGAGGCCCAGCUGCUCACCUCCAAGUCCUCAGAAAUGGGGUUGGGGACCAAGGCUCUGGGUCCAUUCUCAGGGUCUUCUCAGGCUGGGGGCUCCUCUGUCUCCUUAACCCCACCUGCUUCCACUCCGCUCUGCCCCAAAGCACAAGAGGAAUAUGUGAGCCUGGCAGAGGUUCUCCAGCUGUGCUCUCGCUUGGACCCCUAUGCUUCUGCCACCUCCCCCAGCGUGCUCACCCAGCCCCUGCCUGACAGUGAGUACGUGACGCUUGAGCAGCUAAAGGUGAUGUGGGGCACCUCACCCAUGCCCCCCGCCCCCACGCCAGGCUGGCCUCCCUGGGCCUCUGCCUCCCGGGACCUGGUUCCCACCACCUGCCUUCCUCCUGUGCCGCCCUCCUCCUCCUUCGCUUCCAUCACGCCUUCGCCCAAGCCCCUGCAGAUGGAGAAGCUGCUGCCCCCUGCUGUAGAUUUAGAGCAGUGGUACCAGGAGCUGAUGGCCGGGCUGGGGACGAGCCCUGCUGCAGCCUCCCCUCGCUCUUCCCCUCCACCUCUGCCUGCCAAAGCUUCCCGUCAGCUGCAGGUUUACCACCCCAAGAUGGAUGGUGAAGCCACAAGCCCACUGCCCCGGACCCGCAGCGGCCCACUCCCCUCCUCAUCUGGCUCCUCUUCCUCCUCCUCCCAGCUCAGCGUGGCUACCCUGGGUCGAAGCCCGUCCCCAAAGAGUGCCCUGCUCGCCCAGAAUAGCACGGGCAGCCUUCCUCGCAACCUGGCAGCCACACUACAGGACAUUGAGACCAAGCGCCAGUUGGCCCUGCAGCAGAAGGUCGAGUUGCUUCCUGCCGAGCCCCUCUCAACCGACGACCCAGCAGGGCAGCAGGUCAUUGAGGAGCAGCGGCGGCGGCUGGCUGAGCUGAAGCAGAAGGCGGCGGCCGAGGCACAGUGCCAGUGGGAUGCGCUGCACGGGGCGGCCCCCUUCCCCGCCCUUAUGCACCACUCCAUCCUGCACCACCUGCCGGCUGGGCGAGAGCGAGGGGAGGAGGGCGAGCACGCCUACGACACGCUGAGCCUGGAGAGCUCAGACAGCAUGGAGACCAGCAUCUCCACCGGGGGCAACUCGGCCUGCUCCCCCGACAACAUGUCCAGUGCCAGUGGUCUGGACAUGGGCAAGAUCGAGGAGAUGGAGAAGAUGCUGAGGGAAGCUCACGCAGAGAAGAGCCGGCUCAUGGAAUCCAGGGAGCGUGAGAUGGAGCUGCGGCGGCAGGCCCUGGAGGAGGAGCGGCGGAGGCGGGAGCAGGUAGAAAGGAGGCUGCAGAGUGAGAGUGCCCGAAGGCAGCAGCUGGUGGAGAAGGAGGUCAAGAUGCGAGAGAAACAAUUUUCCCAGGCACGACCCCUGACCCGCUACCUACCGAUCCGGAAGGAGGACUUUGACUUGAAGACUCACAUCGAGUCGUCAGGCCAUGGCGUAGACACCUGCCUGCAUGUGGUGCUCAGCAGCAAGGUCUGCCGUGGCUACUUGGUCAAGAUGGGUGGCAAGAUCAAGUCAUGGAAGAAGCGCUGGUUUGUCUUUGACCGGCUCAAGCGCACGCUUUCCUAUUACGUGGAUAAGCACGAGACGAAGCUGAAGGGGGUCAUCUACUUCCAGGCCAUUGAGGAAGUGUACUAUGACCACCUGCGCAGUGCUGCCAAGCAGAGCCCGAACCCAGCUCUCACCUUCUGCGUGAAGACCCACGACCGGCUAUACUACAUGGUGGCCCCCUCUGCAGAGGCCAUGCGCAUCUGGAUGGAUGUCAUCGUCACAGGGGCCGAGGGUUACACUCAGUUCAUGAACUGACUGCUGUCAGCCUCCUGGACCCCUGCCCAGCACCUGUUACUGUGCUCACCCCUGGAGAUGAAUAACCCAGUGGGCAGCAGCCUCACAGAGGCCGGGCGUACUUGUGCAAGAAGACUUUGUAAUAUUCUGUAAGGAGCUCAGUUCUGUGAGGCUCUGGGCUCAGAACAGGAAAGCUGGGGAGGGCAUGUGCUGGCUCCUGGGAGACCAGGACUUGGACUUGCAAGAUCUGUUCAGGGUUGUGCCUGGGCCUGCAGCGCUGAAGAGCUGCCAGAGAGGGCCUCUCAGCUCUAAACUGGUGCCUGCUCUCCCUGGCCUGUUUUAUCUUUGUAAAGGACAAAUUAUGGUACCAGAAUCUGCCAAAGAUCCCCUCUUGCCUCACCCCCUCUGAGGGGCCUUGGGGUCUGAGCAGAGCUACAUCUGGAGUCGGGCAGCAGCUCAGGCAGUGUGCUCUGCCUUGCCCUUCUGCCUCAUUUAUACUUUUUAUUAGUUGGCUCAAAGGCCAGAGACCACAAGCGUCAGCCUUGAGGCCCCAGCCCCAUCCCCUUGUUGGAGACCCAUCACCGUGGUUUCCAUGGUGACUGCUCCAUCGCCAUGAUAACACAACACUAACUGCCACAGCUCCAUGGCUCAGCCCACCGUGGGCCGUCUGAGGGUACGCGCCAUCAUCUCUCCAGCCCAGCCCCGUGGGCACCUCAUGUUUCGGGGGAGGGACAAACACCUGCUCUCUGCCUGUGUCUUCAGCCUUGAUGCACAGCCUGCUGCCCUAGUCUCACCUCUCCCUUCCACCGUGCCUUGCUUAGAGCCAGAAGGGAUGAUGCCGGGGAUCCAUGGCCAGAGGAGCAGUGCUGUGCAUAGGAGAGGAAGCUAAAAGGGCCGUCCUCUGGGUGCUGACAGAAUGGGAGGGUUGCUCAGCACUCAGUGAAAGCCUGAGCAGGAGGGAGAUGUAGACGGGGAGGGCUCUGAGCUCUGGCUGUCUCCUCCUUUCUGCCUCCGAAGGAUGAUGGAGAAGGAGAGUGGAGGACCAGGCCUCAGCUGUCUGGCCUCAGCCUUUCGCGCCUUAACACUAAGCCCACCUCCCCUGCCCUUGUCCCGAGCUUUGGGUCCUUGUUUGCCUGGACCUGGGCUGGGUGUUUUUCAGUAUUUGUAAGCAUUUCAGCAGAACAAUAAAGCAU